Molecule: messenger RNA, 1855 nt
Organism: Laetiporus sulphureus 93-53
Lineage: Eukaryota; Fungi; Basidiomycota; Agaricomycetes; Polyporales; Laetiporaceae
Product: tRNA isopentenyltransferase
Exons: 8
Coding region: 258-1778 (506 amino acids)
Biological process (GO): tRNA modification
Cellular component (GO): mitochondrion
Molecular function (GO): tRNA dimethylallyltransferase activity
Source: RefSeq, a predicted model, not a curated record
CAGCAUGCUGAGAAUUCAGAGCAGGCGAGAGGUUAAACAGAUGAACUCGGCUAGAAGUGGCAACGUAGCGAGUGACGAACAUGACUGCGAUCUGGGGGCGGUCAAGUCGCUGAAAGGUACGAGAGAUCCCUCUCGUCCAAAAUGGGAAAGUCGUCCAUCGGCAGGCCCUCAAUCUCGCUUGACUGGCGGCCUCUUCACUCACACUCAUUCAUUCGGCUAAUCACCUCGUAAAUGGCACUGUCACGAAGUACUCAAAUAUGGCUUUGAGACCACUGAUUGUAAUCUGUGGCACCACAGGAGUGGGGAAAUCGAAACUUGCGAUUGAACUCGCUCUUGCAAUAGCGCAAGGCUCGGAGAACCGAAGACAUGACUACCGCGGCGCUAGGAUCAUCAAUGCUGAUGCGAUGCAAGUGUAUCAUGGGAUGGAUAUCAUCACGAACAAGGUGCCUGUUCAGGAGAUGUGCGGCAUUGAACACCUCCUCAUGGGAUUCAAGCAACCCGGCGAGCAAUACUUCGUCACAGAAUGGGUACGGGACGCAAUGAAAGCCAUUGAGGAAACGCACAAGCGAAAUGAAGUGCCCAUUGUUGUUGGUGGGACGUCAUAUUGGGUUCAACAUCUACUAUUCCCAAACCGCCUUGUAUCCGCCGAUCAAAAUUCUGCUCUUUCUUCAGGAGAUUCAUCUGUCGGUUCAGAGGAGCUGAAACCAUUGUUCGCGUCCCUACCUGCUGAAUUGCUGGAUUUAUUCAAUGCUCUACCCGCGCGAGGACCUUCCGCAGGCGCUCAGCCUGGAUUGGCGAUGUCUCUCUAUAAUCUAUUAUCCGCUCUUGAUCCUAAAACAGCCAAGCUCCGGCAUUGGAAAGACACAAGAAAAGUUCUUCGCAGUUUGUGCAUUAUUAGGGAUACCGGACGACGACCAAGCAGUAUCUACGCUGAGCAGUCCGAGAAUAUCGCCAUUCCCAGAUAUCGUACUCUUCUGUUCUGGUUGUAUGCAAAGCCAGACAUCCUCAAACCUCGACUUGAUGCCCGUGUAGAUCGGAUGGUUGAGCAAGGCUUACUGAAUGAAAUACGCGCGUUAAGGUCAAUCGCGUCGGCAGGAAGCUCUGUAAUUUCAUUUCAAAGUCAGGGUGAAGAGGAGACUGGCUCGAGAGAGCCAGACAUCGACUACACUCUGGGAAUCUAUCAAUCGAUCGGAUACAAGGAGUUUCACGAAUUUCUCUCUAACCCGACAUCAUCGGACGACGCAUUCCAAGCCGCUCUUGAGAGCAUGAAGUCGGCCACUCGUAAAUAUGCGAAGCGACAGAUUAUGUGGAUACGCAACCAGCUCCUUCCAGCAGUGAAUGCAGCCAACAAUACAAGCAGGACAAACAUUGGGUCAGAUAUAGCUCCAGCGUAUGUGCUGGACGCAACCGAGCUCGGAGAGUCGUGGGAGACCAACGUCCGCGCGACUGCAUGUAAGAUCACCGAAGACUUUCUUGACGAGAAAGAUCUUCCUGAACCUAUCAGCCUCUCUAAAACCGCUUGCGAACUCCUCAGCAAGCCUGCCGAACUUCAAGCUCGGCCAUUACGCAUCUGCGAAACGUGCACGAUCCAUAAGGAUAGUCCAGUCAUGAUCAAGGAAGGGAAUGCCUGGAAAGCCCAUCAGAGGACCCGUGUGCAUCGGAAGCGAUUCAAGAAAGCGCACAUGGCUUCUGCGAGCAGUCAAUGUAGAGCGGAUGACCGUGAUAGUGAGAUCGAGCACUCGGCAUCUAGCUCCAAUGACGAACACGCGUUCUCCUGAACAAUAUGUUAGCUACCCUGUAAUCAAAAUACAAUGUCUGCUCGUCGGCGGGCUAUGAAGCGCACGAAGAGCAUCAG